AUGCACAUCAGUCCGGUGCUCUUUUUGAUUUUUCUUGUUCAAUCUGGAGCAACUCAAUACUAUUUUGGUAAACUCCAAAAUUAUGGAUGCCGUUGCCUGCAGAAGGACAAAGCUCAAGAAAUAUUGAAUCCGUAUUCAAAACAACCGUUUGAAAAUUUGGAAAUGCGAGCAAGAGAGCCGACAUUAACUUCGAACCUUCAGCACAAGAUACACAUGCUGAAAGAAUGGCUCGCGAACCUCUCGUUACAUCCAUUGAGGGAAACACCAACACCAACACCGCCACCAACCACCAUUGAUCCUUUGGCGCUACCUUAUGAAGAUGGAAUCACAACAAUCAACAGUACGGUGAUGCGGAUUAUCCAGAAGAUGCUCUCAAAGUAUUUUAAGAAAUGGAGAAGCGAAUGGAGUAUUCUCGAUCGAUUCGAAUGCGUUUGUCAAGGCGAUCUAGUCGAGCUGCUCAAGGCGAAAACUUUUAUUAAUAUUCAAAUUGCACAUGACUAG
Molecule: messenger RNA, 501 nt
Organism: Caenorhabditis bovis
Lineage: Eukaryota; Metazoa; Nematoda; Chromadorea; Rhabditida; Rhabditidae
Source: the annotation of a GenBank genome assembly